Messenger RNA from Durio zibethinus, 1958 nucleotides. The record is from RefSeq and is a predicted model, not a curated record. Lineage: Eukaryota; Viridiplantae; Streptophyta; Magnoliopsida; Malvales; Malvaceae.
UAUGGAGAGAGAAGAGAAAAACUCCUCCCUAACUUCACCUUUGAUUCAGAUAUCCGGAGAUCAAAAUGACGAUUAUAGACUAGUAAGCAACAGAGCAGAGGGAAGAAAGAAAGUUUUUGAUGAAGUGAAGAAACAGCUAUGGCUAGCAGGGCCUCUAAUAGCAGUGAGUCUAUUCCAGUAUUGUCUACAGAUGAUAUCGGUGAUGUUCGUUGGUCAUCUUGGUGAUCAGCUAGCUCUGUCUGGUGCGUCAAUGGCCAAUUCCUUUGCAACAGUUACUGGUUUCAGCUUGCUGUUGGGAAUGGCAACUGCCUUGGAUACCCUUUGCGGACAGUCAUAUGGGGCAAAGCAGUAUUUUAUGCUGGGCAUACACAUGCAAAGAGCUAUGCUUAUUCUUGUAAUUGUGAGCAUACCGCUUGCUAUUAUAUGGGUAAACACGACACCUAUUCUACUUCUUCUAGGUCAAGAUCAUGACAUAUCGAAGAAAGCUGGAGAGUAUGCUAGUUUCAUGGUUCCGAGCCUAUUUGCAUAUGGUCUUCUUCAAUGUCUAGUCAAAUUCUUGCAAACUCAAAACAUUGUAUUUCCAAUGAUGAUAUGCUCUGGAAUUACAACUUUACUGCACAAUCUUAUCUGUUGGGUCACGGUUUUCAAAUCUAACCUUACAUUUAGAGGAGCUGCCUUGGCGAAUUCAAUCUCCAAUUGGACAAAUGUCUUCUUGUUGGUUUUGUAUGUCAAGUUCUCUCCUUCAUGCGCAAGGACUUGGGCAGGAUUUUCAAAGGAGGCCUUUCAUAAUAUUUUCACUUUUCUUCGACUUGCUAUUCCAUCAGCUAUUAUGGUCUGCUUGGAGAUGUGGUCAUUUGAAAUGGUAGUUUUGCUAUCAGGUCUUCUUCCUAAUCCAAAGUUACAAACUUCGGUGCUCUCUAUUUGCCUUAACACUGCUUACACGGUUUGGAUGAUACCCUUUGGACUCAGUGGAGCAGUAAGCACUCGGAUCUCAAAUGAAUUAGGAGCAGGAAAUCCACAAGUAGCACGUUUAGCUGUAUGUGUUGCCAUAGUCAUGGCCAUUUCCGAGGGCCUUUUGGUGGGAUCAAUCUUGAUAUUGAUUCGCAACAUUUGGGGCUACGCUUAUAGCAAUGAAGUAGAAGUAGUUAAAUAUGUAGCAACCUUGAUGCCAUUUGCAGCAACUUCAACCUUUUUUGAUGCCCUCCAGUGUGUUCUCUCAGGCACUGCUAGAGGAUGUGGAUGGCAGAAGAUUGGCGCAUAUGUCAAUCUUGGAUCUUAUUAUAUGGUUGGGAUUCCUUGUACUAUUUUGUUAGCUUUCGUACUCGAUGCUGGUGGAAAGGGUCUCUGGCUGGGAAUCAUAUGUGCACUUGUUGUUCAAGCAACUUCUCUUAGUAUUAUUACCAUUCGAACUAACUGGGAGCAAGAGGUAAGAUAUUCAACCUCUCUCAAUAAUUUAGCCACCUCCUAUGAUUUUCUUAUAUUUUCUAACACAUUCUUUUACGAAAGAUUGACUUUUCACCACUUUUAUUUAGGCAAAAAAAGCUACGGAGCGAGUAUAUGAUUAUGCAAUCUCGGUGGAUGUUGUUUCAUGAAGUUGUUUUUUAUUAUCAUCUCGUUUCAUUACAGGAUAAGCAUAAGUUUUCACCUAAACUUUGAAGGAGCUGGAGCCACACCACAGUUUCUAGAGAUGUUUAGGGACUUAGUAGUGUUUGAUUAUUGAAUCUAUUUCAAGAAUGACAGAAGUUGCAUUUCCAAGUAUGGAAAAAGCUUCCCAGACAUAGGAAUUGAAACAGGAACAUUCUUGUAAAGUUUUUUCCAUGUAAACUUUAAACAGAUAGAAGUCAAUUUUCUUGAAGCAACGAUUAAUGGCAAAUUCAGCUAUGAAAAUUUUGAAACGAAGGAAAUUGAAGGCUGUGGGUAGGGAGGGGAAGAACCCAAGUCCUAUUCCACACUUAUCA